AUGACAAGCAGAGGACGGAACGGAAGCGAUUUAUUUUAUGCAGUAACUGUUGUUCUGUUUUGUUCCUCCUUCGCUGAUGAUUCUGAUUAUUCUAAUAGUUACGAUGACGACGAUGGCGGCGAUAAUAAUGGUACAGCUACUGCAGGUUAUUCUGCUGCUGUUGCUGCAGAUACUACUUCUGAUGCCAAUGAUUACAGCAAAGUCUGGUAUAAAGAGCAGUGCUAA
Molecule: messenger RNA, 225 nt
Organism: Enterobius vermicularis (human pinworm)
Lineage: Eukaryota; Metazoa; Nematoda; Chromadorea; Rhabditida; Oxyuridae
Source: the annotation of a GenBank genome assembly